Argiope bruennichi is the source of this 3313-nucleotide messenger RNA. Its product is annotated as protein GPR107-like. Gene Ontology annotation, cellular component: membrane; Golgi apparatus. Bases 61 to 1836 code for a protein of 591 amino acids. The transcript is spliced from 16 exons. Lineage: Eukaryota; Metazoa; Arthropoda; Arachnida; Araneae; Araneidae. The record is from RefSeq and is a predicted model, not a curated record. Gene Ontology annotation, biological process: transport.
UUUGCUUUAUCAAUAGAAUAUUAGAAAAGUUGCUACUUGUAUUUGUUUACGUUGUAACAAAUGAAGGAAAUGAGAUUUACAAGAUUUUUAUACAUACUAUUAUUGCUAUCUCUUCAAAUUUUAACUGUAAUUUCUAGGAGUCAUCGUUUAGUACUAAAUAAUGAUGUUAGAAGCUAUUUUCGAAUAUCUACCUUUGGCUUCUUGGCUGGUGGAAAGCUUGAAGUGCAUUUACAAUACUUGACAUUUUCUCCAAAGUACAAUCCAAAGCUUGGACUAACACUUACAAAAACUGUCAGUGAUAGCAUAACUCCAUAUAUGGAGAGUCAACAGAACAAAUGUUUUCUUGCUGAUGAUGCUCUAACAACUGAUGGAAAUGUUCAAAUUGUAUCAUUUCUUUUAGAUCUGAAAAAUAAUGAGCUUCUAGUUAACUGCAGUGCUUUGUUACCUUUUCUUGAAAUAAAAUCAAAUUUUACUGAUUCUGAAAAGUUACAACCUCAAAAAGAAAUCAGUCAUCAAAUAAGUGAAGUUCACAAUAUGAUUAAACAGAAGCGUUCUAUUAAUGAAAAUGAUACUAUAAAAGAACAAGAAAAUAAAGAAAAAAAGCCUUUGAAUCCUGAAAAUAAAAGUGAAAGCAAAGUAACAGAAUCUUCUCCAAAAGAUGAAAGUUCUGUUAAAGAGAAGCAAGAAACCAGUAAUAUAAUAAACUCCCCUAAUACUUGUGGUUCCUUCAAAAUACCUUUCAAGAGUGAAAUAAGUGGACAAAGAAGAAAGAUAACGGAUCUUAAAUUUAUUGUUGAUAUGAAGAAUGAAGAAGCAGUUGGAUUAUACAGUCUUUACUUUCAUAAUUGCGCAAAAAAUGACCAGUUACUCCUGCCUGUUAAUUUGUCUAUUGCUAUUAUUGAAACUAAUGUCAAGAAUUAUCUUUCUGCUGGUGAAAUGCCCUUGCCAAACCUUUAUUUUAUGAUGUCAUUUAUCUUUUUCAUCUCAGGCUGUGUGUGGAUUGGUGUGUUAAGAAGGAAGAAAGAAGAAACAUUCAAAAUUCAUUAUCUGAUGGGCUUGUUAGUAUUUUUGAAGUCACUGUCUCUAUUGUUUCAUGGAAUAAACUAUCACAUUAUAGCUCGAGAAGGAUCUCCUAUAGAAGCCUGGGCUGUUUUAUAUUAUAUUACACAUUUACUCAAAGGUGCUUUGCUGUUCAUUACCAUUGUUUUGAUAGGAACAGGAUGGGCUUUUAUAAAACAUAUUUUAAGUGAUAAGGAUAAAAAGAUCUUCAUGAUUGUCAUCCCAUUGCAGGUUUUGGCUAAUGUUGCUAAAAUUAUAAUGGAGGAAAGUGAAGAAGGUCAGUCUCAACACUAUACAUGGAGGGAAAUAUUCAUUCUGGUUGACCUUAUUUGCUGCGGAGCCAUACUGUUUCCAGUUGUUUGGUCAAUAAGGCAUCUUCAGGAAGCCUCUCAGACAGAUGGGAAAGCUGCUAUAAACUUAGAAAAAUUGAAACUGUUCAGGCAUUUUUAUGUUAUGAUAGUGUGCUAUAUAUAUUUUACAAGGAUUAUAGUGUACUUGUUAAAGAUAACAGUGCCUUUCCAGUACGAAUGGCUUGAUGAAGUAUUUCGUGAGGCUGCAACUUUCACAUUUUUUGUUGUAACUGGAAUAAAUUUCCAGCCCACUGUAAGCAAUCCAUAUUUCCGAUUAUCCCAAGAGGAUGACAUGGAAAUGGAUGAAGUCAUUACUCAAACAGGAUUCACUGAAAAUGUCUCAAAAACUGUGAGGUCAAGAGAAAAUGCUAGUCAGAACGAGGAAGGCACAGCUACAAAACGUGAAAGUAGUCAUGAAUACGAUUAAUUUGAACUAUACCUUUGAAAAAGUGCUGAGAUUAUUUAAUUGCGUUCCUUCAUUUCUUUCCUUGCUAUUUAUGAAUUGUGAUGUCAUCUUAUUUUGUCAUAAGAUAUGUACUUAUUUGUGUACAUUUCAUGGAUCUCAUGAUGAUUUGCUAUUUUGAAUGAAUUGCUGUAAGCUCUCAAUUUAAAUUGCUAGUAGAUCAUAUUAACAGUAUAUAUUUUUGAUAGAAUAGUUCCAAUUUUACUGUAAUUAGUGAAAUUUUCUAGAAGCAUUACUUUGCAUUAUUACUUAGAUGUGUAAAUUAUUUUUAAAAAUUGUUUUUGAUAUUUCACUUUGUGAACUGUGUUCCUAAAAGAUAUUGAAGAAUCAAUCAAUCAAUCAGUUACUUUAAACGGAAUUACACUUACGUAUAUUAUAUAAAAUUGUGUAUACAUUAAAUUAAAAUGUAUGCUUUGUAAAGAUGUCAUUUUUUAUUAAUACUUAAAAAAUUACAUGUAUAAAUAAAACAAUUGCAGUUUUGAAGACUUCUUUUUUGUCCCUUUUUCUUGCAAAAACAACCCCUUUUACACUAUUUGUAUAUAAAAAAGAGUAGCAUUAAAGAAAUUCAAAAUUAAUUUUUUUAAAGCUUUGAUUUUUUUUUUUUUUUUGUUGAAAAUUCUGAAGUAUAUAUAUAAAUGCCAUAAGAAAGUUUUCUUUUUGUAAUUGGUAUUAGCAUUUUAAGAAGUCCUACUCUUUGUAUAUAAAUACAUUUGUGUGAUAGACUAAUGAAAGUUACUGGAUUAUUGAUUUAUGUGGAUUUGAUGACUUAAAGAUUAUAAAAAAUCUAAUCACUGUAUUCUUUUUCAUAUUAUAAGGUUAAAUUUUUAUUAUUGAACAUCAAUUUUUAUUUCAUAAAAUUUAACAUGCAUUUUGGUAAAUAUUUAGCAAGUUACAUGGAUGGUUUUUUUUUUUUUAUUACACUUUGAUGUUUGAUAACUUUGUUACUGUUUUGUGGAGCCCAUUGUCUUAUAAAUCACAAAUUAUUACUUGCAAUUUCUGACCAGUAAAACAAAUUUUGAAGGUGAGAAAAACUAUAGUGUGCUACAUCAGUAGCACACUAUACUUUUUCUACAACAGACACUAACAUCAAAGUGUUAGGAGAAUUUUAAAUAAUUAAAUAAGCAUUAUUUAGGCUCAAAAAAUGUACAGCAGUAUUUUUUUAAAGGUUUUUUGUCCUCCCCUCAAACCUCUUUUAUAUGGAGGAGAUGCUUUUUAAUAUAAUUUUCAAAAGGAUAUAUGUUUUCUUAAUCUUUGUUAUAAAGUGUAAUUUUUGGAAUAGUGUUUUUAUUUACUGUUGAUAAAUAUGAAUUAUUUUGUAACAAGUUUUUAAGAAAUUUUUAAUUUAUUAUUGUUUAUAAAUCAAUUAUUUCCAUAGUUAUUUUUGUGCCAUUCAUGUACGAAAUCAUUUUCUUCUUUUAAUAAAAUAUGGUGUUUCAUUUUA